AUGUCCACUAAAUUGAAGAUCUUAGUCCCUGUAAAGAGGGUCAUUGACUUUGCCAUCAAGCCUAGAAUCAACAAGGCCGGUACCGGGGUUGAGAAGAAAGGUGUGAAAUUCAGCAUCAACCCAUUCUGUGACAUAGCGUUGGAGGAGUCCCUUAAGCUCAGAGAGGCCAACAAGGGACUCGUUGAAAAAAUCCACGCUGUGUCCAUCGGUCCUACCAAGGCUCAGGACAUCUUAAGAACUGCUUUAGCAAAGGGUGCAGACACCACUACGUUAGUGGAUGUUGGCGAGGAGGAAGUGGAGCCAUUGAAUGUUGCCAAGAUUCUACAAAAGGUUGUUGAAAAGGAAGAGUCCAAUUUAGUGAUUUUGGGCAAGCAGUCGAUCGAUGAUGAUGCCAAUCAGACUGGACAGAUCUUGGCUGGGUUGUUGAAAUGGCCCCAGGCGACCAAUGCCUCGAAAGUCGAGGUUUCUGGCGACGAAGUAAGCGUCACCAGAGAAGUUGAUGGUGGUUCCGACACUUUGAAGGCCAAGUUGCCUAUGAUCAUCACCACGGACUUGAGGUUGAAUGAGCCCAGGUACGCCUCGUUGCCCAACAUCAUGAAGGCCAAGAAGAAGCCAUUGGAGAAGUUGAAGGCUAGUGACUUGGGUGUGGAAAUUUCUAGCCGUUUGGAGACGUUGAAGGUGGAAGAGCCACCAGCACGUGCCCCAGGUAUCAAGGUGGACAAUGUUGAUGAGUUGGUGGCCAAGCUCAAGGAGGCCAAUGCCAUUUGA
Candidozyma auris is the source of this 768-nucleotide messenger RNA. RefSeq lists its product as uncharacterized. NCBI's taxonomy places the organism in Eukaryota, Fungi, Ascomycota, Pichiomycetes, Serinales, Metschnikowiaceae. The transcript has a single exon. The coding region runs from base 1 to 768 and encodes 255 amino acids. Gene Ontology annotation, molecular function: electron transfer activity. Gene Ontology annotation, cellular component: cytosol. The record is from RefSeq and is a predicted model, not a curated record.